Messenger RNA from Theobroma cacao (cacao), 291 nucleotides. The record is from RefSeq and is a predicted model, not a curated record. NCBI's taxonomy places the organism in Eukaryota, Viridiplantae, Streptophyta, Magnoliopsida, Malvales, Malvaceae.
AUGAACCUCUUGCGAGGUUUUUGGAACAGCCCCAUUGGUCCCAAAACAAGUCACUUUUGGGGCCCUGUCACCAACUGGGGCAUUCCUACUGCUGCCCUUUUAGACACAAAUAAACCACCAGAAACGAUAUCUGGCAACAUGACUGCCGCUAUGUGCGUUUAUUCUUUGUUAUACAUGAGGUUUGCAUGGAUGGUACAGCCACGCAACCUCCUCCUCCUCCUUGCAUGUCAUGCCUCGAAUGAAACUGUGCAGCUUUAUCAGCUCUCCCGUUGGAUGAAGGCUCAGGGGUAA